UGCGCGCUGUGGUAGCAGUGUUUAGUUUUCACCAGCCCGACGACGAGCUGCCGUCCGUCGGCCCUGAGUGUAGCAAACCUUCUCCUCAUUCCCACGUCUAAAAGCUUUUCCUUUGCCUUGGAUUACACGGAAUCGCAUCGACAAGCUUCACUUUUGGAAUAUUAUAAAGUUACAAUGUGGUACAUCGCUGUGGAAACAUCCCUGUUGUUUUUAUAAGUGUCCGGAUCGGGACGACUUAAAAACUACCAGGGGCUACUGCGGCAGAAAAACGGCAUAAAACCCUUUGUUUGUUCCCCUUUGGACUAUAUCCUGUUUUUUGUACAAAAUAAGUGUUGUUUUACGGAAGGACCAUGUCGCAAUGUAGGUUAUGAGACGAGUUGUUCGUGUGGAUGAUUGUUUACAGUAGAAAAUGGCUGCUGAAACGCAGUGUCGAGGAGACUGACCUGAAUCAAUGCAUCAACACCAGGUUACCCCGGACAGGACCCACUAAACAUUAGGUUACCCCGGACAGGACCCCCUAAACAUCAGGUUACCCUGGAUAGGACCCACCAGAAGUAAGGUACAACGUGCAAUGUCUAGGAGACUGACCUGAAUCAACGCUUGAACCCCAGGUUACCCUGGACAGGUCCCACAAGAAGUGAGGUAGAAACAUCAGGUUACCCUACCCUGGACCGGACCCACUAAACAUCUGGUUCCCCUGGACAGGACCAACCAGAAGUAAGGUAGAAACAUCAAGUUGCCCCGGACAGAACCCCCAAGAAGUAAGGUAGAAACAUCAAGUUACCCCGGCCAGAACCCCUCAGAAGUGAGGUAGAAACAUCAGGUUCCGCUGGACAGGACCCAGUAGAAGUAAGGUAGAAACAUCAGGUUCCCCUGGACCGGACUCACCAGAAGUAAGGGAGAUAGGGCAGCGAAUGCAGCCAAUUUACAGUGUACUGUGGCUCCUUGGAUAGCCCUGAUCGAUGGCAAAGCCAUUGCAUCUGAACCAAGAAGACCAAUGUUACGUGAUGCUUUUUAAUUUACAUUGCCUUAAAAACCCUCAUACCAAACUUUAAUCCUGGAUUAAAGUAUGCAUACGCACAGAAAUGCAGGACUUCCUUGGUUAAGCGGAUCUUAAUUGAAACAACCUGAGUUGGCAAGGUGUGGGUCCCCCCGGGCCUUUUUUCCUCUCCCUCCAGGUCUCUCCAGACCUCCACUGGCUCAGAAUCAAAACACAAACGAUGGAUCAACAGCAACAUGUGAGGGAAGUCUUCCAACUGGGCCGUAGACGGUUCGGCCAGGAUGGUCUGCGGACUAUAAACGUGCUCCUGGUGGUGUACAUCCUAUCCUUUUGUGUCCUCCUGUGCGAAGCCUCUCCGGCCAAGCAGUGUGACAAGAGCUGUCUGUCUGGGAAGUGCAUCAACGGGUCUUGCGUCUGCGACCGGGGAUGGGUCGGGGACCAGUGUCAACACUGCCAAGGACGGUUCAAGUUAACCGAGCCCUCGGGGUACCUGACGGACGGUCCCAUCAACUACAAGUUCAAGACCAAGUGUACCUGGCUCAUAGAGGGCUAUCCAAACUCUGUUCUUAGGUUGCGCUUCAAUCACUUUGCCACAGAGUGCAGCUGGGAUCACAUGUACGUGUAUGACGGAGACUCCGUUUACGCCUCUCUGGUUGCUGUUUUCAGUGGCCUCAUCGUCCCAGAGGUGAGGGGCAACGAGACGGUGCCGGAGGUGGAGACCACGUCGGGCUACGCCCUGCUGUACUUCUUCAGCGACGCGGCGUACAACCUCACCGGCUUUGAGAUCUUUUACUCCAUCAACUCGUGCCCCAACAACUGCUCGGGCCACGGCAAGUGCACCACAGGGAACUCCAUUUCCAGCCGCGUGUACUGCGAGUGCGACAAGUACUGGAAGGGCGAGGCGUGCGACAUCCCGUACUGCCGCAACAACUGCGGCAGCCCCGACCGCGGCUACUGCGACCUGACCGGCGAGAAGCUGUGCGUGUGCAACGACAGCUGGCAAGGUCCGGACUGCUCGCUGACGGUGCCGUCCACCGAGUCCUUCUGGGUGAUGCCCAGCGUCAAGCCCUUCGGGACGUCCCUGGCGCGCGCCUCCCACCAGACCGUGGUGCAGGACGAGGUCAUGUGGGUGGUGGGCGGCUACACCUUCAACUACAGCUCCUUCCAGAUGGUUCUCAGCUACAACCUGGAGAGUGGGGUAUGGAACACAGUUCCCAUCAACAGCGGACCGCAGCCCCGAUACGGCCACUCGGUCGCAGCAUGCCAGGGGGACAUCUACAUGUUCGGCGGGCGUUUGGAGACGGGCCUGGGCAACGUGACGGACGAGCUGUGGGUGUUCAGCGUGGCGAGCCGGACCUGGCAGCGCCGCACCCUCGUCCUGGCCCCCACGGCGCCCGGCCAGCAGAUCUACGCCGUGGAGGGCCACUCUGCCCACUGCGUGACGAUGGAGGGCGGCGAGGUCGUCAUGGUGGUGCUGUUCGGCUACUCGCCCAUCUACAGCUACGUCAGCAGCGUGCAGGAGUACAACAUCCGGUCCAACACGUGGUCCCUCCCAGAGACGCGGGGGGCAGUGGCCCAGGGCGCGUACGGCCACAGCAGCACCCUGGACCCCGGCACUAGCAGCGUCUUUGUGCACGGCGGCUACAAGACCCUCCCCGCCAACAAGUACGGGCUGGUGGACGAGCUGUACCGCUACGAGGUCAACACGCGCACCUGGUUCAUCCUGAAGGAGAGUGGCUAUCCUCGCUACUUCCACUCGGCGGUGCUGGUGGGCGGGACCCUGAUGGUGUUUGGCGGGAACACGCACAACGACACGUCGCUUAGCAACGGUGCCAAGUGCUUCUCCGCCGACUUCCUGGCCUACGACAUCGCCUGUGACUCGUGGUCCCGCCUCCCCAAGCCGGACCUCCACCGAGACCUCCCCCGCUUUGGACACACGGCCGUGGUCAGCAACGGCUCCAUGUACGUGUUCGGGGGUUUCUCGGGGGUCCUGCUCAACGACCUGCUGGUCUACCGGCCCCCCAGCUGCCAGGCCUUCCAGACCCCGGGCACCUGCCAGGGGGCGGGCCCCGGGCUGCGCUGCGUCUGGGGCCAGGGCCGCUGCGACCCCUGGGAGCCCCGCAUGGCCCCUGGGAGCCUCAGCCGAGCGGCCUUCUGCCCUGCUAAAGCUGCCUCUGUGGACGAGCGGUGCUACCGUUUCUCGGACUGUGCCAGCUGCUCAGCCAACUCCAACGGCUGCCAGUGGUGCGACGACAAGCGCUGCAUCUCCGCCGCCAGCAACUGCACUUCCGGAGUGCAGAACUUCACCAAGUGCCCGGUGCGGACGGAGCAGGUGUGCAGUAAGCUGGCCAACUGUAAGGGCUGCUCCCUCAACCCCAGCUGCCAGUGGGACCAGAACCAGUCAGAGUGCCACGCCCUGCCUGCCCAGCAGUGCACAGAGGGUUGGAGCCAGGUGGGCGACACCUGCCUGAGGUUGAACUCCAGCCGUGAGACCUAUGACAACGCCCAGCACUAUUGCAAGAAUCUCCAUGGCAACAUAGCGUCCCUGACGACGGGGAAGCAGGUGGACUUUGUGCUCCAGGAGCUCCGGACCCUCCAGCUGCAGGAUAAGGUGAGGCUGUCCCCCUGGGUGGGCCUGAGGAAGAUCAACGUGUCGUACUGGGGCUGGGAGGACAUGUCUCCCUUCACCAACAGCAGCCUGCGCUGGCUGCCCGGGGAGCCCAACGACUCGGGCUUCUGUGCCUACCUGGAGGAGCCGCUGCUGUGGGGCCUCAGGGCCAACCCCUGCACCGCCAAGACCGAGGGCCUCAUCUGCGAGAAGGCCGUCGGGAACCCCAGCCAGAGCACGCGGCCGCCCUGCAAGAAGCCCUGCGCGCUCCACGCCACCUGCGGCAACUGCACCAGCCAUGGCAUGGAGUGCAUGUGGUGCGGCAGCCGGCAGCGCUGCGUGGACUCCAGCGCCUACGUCAUCUCCUUCCCCUAUGGACAGUGUCUGGAGUGGCAGACCACCGAGUGCCUGGCCCAGAACUGCUCGGGCCUGCGGACGUGCGGCCAGUGCCUGGAGCAGCCCGAGUGCGGCUGGUGUGGGGACCCCAGCAGCACCGGGCGGGGCCUCUGCAUGGAGGGGUCCUACCGGGGGCCCAUGAAGAGACCGGCCAAGCAGGGCCAGCAAGCCCAGAACCAGAACCAGAACCAGGACAUGAGCCUGGAGCCGGCGGUGUGCCCCCGAGAUAAGGGCUACGAGUGGGCCUUCAUCAGCUGCCCCGCGUGCCAGUGCAACGGCCACAGCACGUGCGUCAACGGCAGCGUUUGUGAACAGUGCCGCAACCUGACCACCGGGCCAAACUGCCAGACAUGCAUGCCUGGUUACCAUGGAGACCCCACCAAUGGCGGGAAAUGUCAAGCCUGUAAGUGUAAUGGCCAUGCCAGUGUAUGCCAGGUCCUGACUGGGAAGUGUUUCUGCACCACUAAGGGAAUCAAAGGAGAGCAAUGCCAGCUGUGUGACUCAGAAAACCGUUACCUUGGCAACCCGCUCAGAGGAACCUGUUACUACAACCUGUUGAUCGACUAUCAGUUCACCUUCAGUCUCAUCCAAGAAGACGACCAUCACUACACCGCCAUCAACUUCAUGGCUUCCCCUGAGCAGGCCAACAAAAACCUGGACAUGUCAAUCAACGCCUCCAACAACUUCAACCUCAACAUCACCUGGUCUGUGGGAUCCACAGCCGGGACCAUAUCAGGGGAGGAGGUCCACAUCGUGUCGAAGAACAACAUCAAGGAGUUCCGGGAAAGCUUCUCCUGUGAGAAGUACACCUUCCGGACCAAUCCCAACAUCACCUUCUACGUAUACGUCAGCAACUUCUCCUGGCCAAUCAAGAUCCAGAUUGCCUUCUCCCAGCACAACAGCAUAAUGGACCUGGUUCAGUUCUUUGUCACGUUCUUCAGCUGCUUUCUGUCUCUGCUGCUGGUGGCGGCUGUGGUGUGGAAGAUCAAGCAGACCUGCUGGGCGUCGAGACGAAGAGAGGAGCAACAAGGGGUGAGGUAUCUCGCUCGGCGACGCCUGCAGCAACUGAUGAGGGAACGUCAGCAGAUGGCCAGCCGACCCUUCGCCUCGGUUGCCGUGGCUCUGGGGAUGGGGGCGGAGCAUACUGAGCUGGUGCAGCCCCUGAUUGACGGCCCUCCCAAGCCCAUCGCCGUGGAGCCGUGCCUUGGGGGGAAGGCGGCCGUCCUCACCGUCCUGGUGAAGCUCCCCGCAGGGCCCCUCGGCCUCCCACCCCCCGGACAGUCUGGGGUGACGGUGGCCAGCGCGCUGAUAGACAUCUCUCAGGUCAAGACGUCGGACUUCAAGGACAAGACCCUGGGCUUGAAGAGCCGCAAGGCCCACCCGCCGGCCCACCAGGGCACCUGCGUCUGAGCCCCCCCCAGCCCUCCACGGGGGGGGUGGGGGGGGUGACGGCUCCACGCUGAGCGCCCUAUAGAGACACCGGGGAGAAGGGAGGGGCAUACGAGACUCCAUUCGCCUGCACUCCCCUUAGCAUCUCAGCUUUCCCACCGUUUAAGCAAAACGUGUCCUAGAUCUGCUCUCCAUCUCCCUCGAACACACACACACACACACACACCUCUCACCUCUCACCUCGCCCCAUAACCGGAGGGCAAGCACCUGGACCCCUAAAGGUCAUCCAUUGUGUCUUCGUCAUGGAGACGCUCCGAGCCGCUGGCCAGAAAGAGAUGUCAUGUGACUUCAAGGAUCCUUCGCUGUAGCACCAAACACCUCUGGUCAAGCUUUUGUAUGUGAAAGUGAUUGCACGUGACACGUUUUUGGUCAUGUGAUCAGUGACCCUUGACCCUCGUUCAAGUCUGUCCGUCCGUCUGUUGGUUGGUUAACCAAACUUUGCUUAUUCCUUCCACGUGUGUGUGUGUGUGUGUGUGUGUGUGUGUGUGUGUGUGUGUGUGUGUGUGUGUGUGUGUGUGUGUGUGUGUGUGUGUGUGUGUGUGUGUGUGUGUGUGUGUGUGUGUGAGAACCUUGUGACGCUACCCUCCCACUCUCUGUUCCAGCUCAAGUCUGCAUUUUUAGUGCAAUACAUUUUAAAUAAAUAAACUAUACCAUGAAAGCGUCGCGGCGAGAGAGGAAAUCGCUCAGAGGCAAUGUCUAGAUCCUUGGGGCUUUAAGAAGCAGAACCACAAUUGUUUUUUCUUCACCUCGGAUAUGUCAAUUUUUUGUUUGGUCGCCCACAACCCAAACUGGAUGAUACAGCUGUUUUAAAAAGAAUUUAUGUACAUAACAGAGACCUUGUUUUAUGUUUUUUCUUUCGGGAUGUCUUCUCCACUACGAAUUGUCGAGUGUCUCUUUGCAGCAAAAGAAACGGUUUAAAAUGGAGGACUUGUGCGAACGUUGGACAUUUAAGCGCAUGGGACGGAAAAAGAUGUUUCCUGGACACUCACACUAUCGGACAACAUAACUGUGUAUAUUGUUAUUUUUUAUUAUUGUUUUUCAAGAGGCAUAUUUAGGGGUGGGGGGGGGGUUAACAUGCCUUUGAAACGCCUGUGUUGCCUGUGAAACUGUUUUUAACUCCUGCGGAGGGUGUGUGUUUUGCAGCGUUUACUUUGGCAUGAUGUUGACAUUGUGUCACGUCUGGUUGUUCCGCCCUCCUGGACGUGUAACGGUGUCUUGAACGAACAAACGUGUGUCUUGAUUCUUUUAAUUUUUUUUACUCUUAUGUCAGAUGGAUGUUUUUUUUUUAUCACUGAAGGACGAAGAGAAGCGUUUUACUUUAGCCCUCGUCCGAUAGCUGUGUGACGACUUGGUCUGUCACUAGUCUAGUGGAGAGAGAGCCCUCGGUCCGCUAUUGUUUUCAUAUUCUAUUGAUUCACGUGUAAUGGCAUAUUUAACUUAAUAUUAUUGUUGACUUAUAAAAAAAAAUUGAUGUUCCUUGUUACCGUUUUUUUUUUUUUACAUUUCUUCCAAGGACUUGCGUGGGCAUUGUUCGUGUGGUUUUAUCGUAGCAGAGUGGUAACUAUAGCGCAUCUCGUUGCCGUAUGCCGGCUAAUGUGUUCUUUUUAAAGUUUGUUUUCAAUGUUUUUUUAAAGGUAUUGCUUUACGGUGCCAUUACACAGGAAUCAUGGUCCUUCACUUUUAAGAUGGAAAGAGACGAGAGAAACAAACCGCAGAUCAGAAAUCUUUAAUGUAUUACAAAGAUGGACAUCAUGCCAGAAAAUAAAAAAACACUACUUCUAA
Gadus macrocephalus (Pacific cod) is the source of this 7235-nucleotide messenger RNA. RefSeq names its product attractin-like 1b (gene atrnl1b). The record is from RefSeq and is a predicted model, not a curated record. Gene Ontology annotation, molecular function: protein binding. Gene Ontology annotation, cellular component: Golgi apparatus. The transcript is spliced from 30 exons. NCBI's taxonomy places the organism in Eukaryota, Metazoa, Chordata, Actinopteri, Gadiformes, Gadidae. Bases 1221 to 5414 code for a protein of 1397 amino acids.